Messenger RNA from Plectropomus leopardus (leopard coralgrouper), 981 nucleotides. Its product is annotated as troponin I, fast skeletal muscle-like. NCBI's taxonomy places the organism in Eukaryota, Metazoa, Chordata, Actinopteri, Perciformes, Serranidae. Gene Ontology annotation, biological process: skeletal muscle contraction; cardiac muscle contraction. The record is from RefSeq and is a predicted model, not a curated record. Gene Ontology annotation, cellular component: troponin complex.
AUCUGAGCAUUUUGCUGAGGUAUCGCAACCCACCAUAUAUACCCUUUUUCAUUUUACACUGUGUGAGUUUGGCAGUGUGUCCUUUUCGUCCGCCCGGUGUGUCGUGGUCGUCUUCCUCCUCUCAACAGGUUGUGAACCUCUAAACGCCAAGAUGUCUGAGAAAAAGUUGACUUCCAGCCGCAGGCAUCACCUGAAGAGUCUGAUCCUCUCCAUCGCUCAGAACUGGCUCCAGCAGGAGGAAAAAGACAACAAAGCUGCGAAGGAGGCCUACAUGGCCGAGCACUGUCCUGCCCCCGACAUGAGCGGAGACCAGGCCGCCCUGAUGGAAACCUGCAAGAAGCUGCACGCCCUCAUCGACACGGUGGACGAGGAGCGGUACGACAUCCACGCCAAAGUGCAGAAGGCCGACAAAGAGAUUGAAGACCUGAAGAUCAAAGUCGUGGAUCUGAGAGGAGUGAAGAAACCGGCUCUGAAGAAAGUGCGUAUGUCCGCCGACAGCAUGCUGAAGGCUCUGCUGGGCUCCAAACACACCGUCAACAUGGACCUGAGGGCCAACCUGAAGCAGGUGAAGAAGGAGACCAAAGAAGAGCCGGUAGAAGCUGCCGGUGAUUGGCGUAAGAACAUCGAGGACAAGGCCGACAGGAAGAAGAUGUUCGAGUCCGCCUAAAGGCGUCGCCGCUGCUUGUCUUUCUGUGUAUAUGAACUCCACGUGUCUUACGUGUGUUGGUUGAACCAGACGGUCGUUUGGUGUCUCGAUGAGUCACAGCAGCGUGUCUGAGGAGAGUCGCUGCGCAGGAUAUUGAAAGGUGUUUAUUUGUAUGUUUUUUUUGGCUGGCUUUUUUUUCUGGCGUUUUGUUAGUCUGGCGGGGAGGAGGAGGAGGUUCACGCACCAACACACCAAGUCUCCACACAUUCAGGGAAACAUUCACACCAGCUGAGCCAUGAUGGUCAGAAACAAUAAAAUCAAAUGUGGAAGGAAAA